AGCUCCAAGGUCGGGCCUCGGGAUCCCGAGAUUCGAGAAUGCCGAAAAUUGCGGAAUUCCGUGCGAUACGGGAGUAUCGAGAUCUCGCUCGAAUCCGUCCCAACUUUUCCCCCCGUUCCGAACCCGUAAUCUCGCUGGUACUCGUGCAUCGCUAGUGAAUGGAGAUUCGAAGGGGGAAUAGAAGGCUGCUACUGCGCGUUUCAUAGUCGACCGGUAUUUCCCCCGAUAUUUCCUCGCGGUCUACGAUUCUCGCGUUCGUCUCGAGUACGUGAACCACACCGUUGGCACUGCGAUCGUAGAAAAAAGUGCAAAGCAGUCCAAGUCGAGAAGAUCAACGGAAGAGGAAAGAUCAGAGAAGAGGAUGACGAGAGGAAUCGGUGUUGGCGUUAGUGUCGCGAUACUGGUUGGAGCGAUGUUGUACAGCGGCACCGACGGGCAAACAUACGUGGGCACGGAUUGGUUGAAGGGCCUGUCCCAAAAUAUCGACGCGUUGAACAGGAACAUUCAACAGAAUGUACAUCAGCUGAAUCAACGAAUACAGGAAACGGUGCACGGCAACUUGGCGCAAGUUUAUCGACUGACGGAAAACCUAAACGCGGAAGCAGCUACCGGCCCUGCCUCGGUGCAAGCGAUCGGGGGUAACAACGUUAUUCUAUCGGGACACGAUGGGACGAAGAUCGUUCAUUCUGGUCGCACUUCGGACGGAAAACCAUUUAUCCGCGAGAGCACCGACAAGGUCGUAGGUGAUACUCUUCGACACGUCGAGAGAAUUUACGAUCCUACUACCAACACUUCGAAGGUGCACGGCUAUACUUUGGAUUUGAAGGACCCAGGCGCUAAACCUGUCCCUAUAAACGAUACCGCGUAAACGACGAAGAAUCGGCAAAGAAUCUGCAAAGAAUCGGCGAAGAAUCGGCGAAGAAUCGGCAAAGAAUCGGCGAAGCGCAUCGUUCGACGAGGACGAUAUUUUAAAUAUUCCGCGGAUAUGUAAUCAUGUAACACGAAUAAAUAAACGAAUAUAUAAACGAGUAA
This is a messenger RNA of Eufriesea mexicana, 1032 nucleotides long. RefSeq lists its product as uncharacterized. Bases 362 to 868 code for a protein of 168 amino acids. The transcript is spliced from 3 exons. The record is from RefSeq and is a predicted model, not a curated record. NCBI's taxonomy places the organism in Eukaryota, Metazoa, Arthropoda, Insecta, Hymenoptera, Apidae.